Molecule: messenger RNA, 921 nt
Organism: Pyrenophora tritici-repentis Pt-1C-BFP
Lineage: Eukaryota; Fungi; Ascomycota; Dothideomycetes; Pleosporales; Pleosporaceae
Product: Nucleo-P87 domain containing protein
Source: RefSeq, a predicted model, not a curated record
AUGGCAACGCACCCCCAGUCGCCGGUCGACGUUGUCAUCGACCACCUGCAGUCACCGCCCAUGACGCCCACUUCUCGCACACGCACUUUCUGCCCGCCGCAAACACACCAGACCUCACCCGUAUACAAGCGCAUGGGUAGGUUCGUACAGACACCGCCAUUGGAGUUCAUCGAACCAACUGGAUACAACCACCACUUUAACUUCACCCGCCCACAAUCAUGCGAGCCAAUUUCGCAUCCAUCGUCAGAUUCGGAGCGAGCGUACGCAGCCACAACUCGUCAGGGGACUGAGUCCGUGACCGAAUCCGAGUGUGAUUCCGAUGAUGAAAACGAGUCCGGCGAAGAAAGCGAACAAGAAGAUAAGAGGCCUGUACGCCGGGUAGAAAGAGCUCAGUUCAUACUCGAAGAACUGGACAGCGACCCAGGCUACGAUUGCGAUGUAGAGAUCCUACGGCCAGACCAUUGCGAGGAUGCAAAAAGUGACAAGAGUGGCGCAAAGGCAGAAGUGCUAGCCAGAAUGAACGAGUUGCAACUAGAAGAAGACUCUUCCGAGGACGAGGAAAGAGCGCGUAUAUACCUACGAAAGAAGAAGCGAUGGAGUGCAGGAAUCUUCAAGCGCAGCCAUAGCCAAAGUGUUGAAGGUGACAGCAGCUACUCCGACAACGAUCCUUUGGACGAUAUUGACCAAAAUGCUCGACGACUUCGACGCCGCGUGCGUGGCCCGAGAAGAGAGUCACUCAUCUUUGAGGAUCGAGGCUUCUCCAACACCAACAACAUUGCGGAAGUGGAGGAGCCUGACGAAGGAAUUGUGUUGCACUCGAAAGGCCCGCCGUCCAUCCCUAGCGAUGAUGCCUUCACUCUCGACGAGCUGCCGUUCUGGAGAGGACAUGAUGACAUGGACAUUGAGUACGAGUCGGAAUAG